Molecule: messenger RNA, 1691 nt
Organism: Exserohilum turcica Et28A
Lineage: Eukaryota; Fungi; Ascomycota; Dothideomycetes; Pleosporales; Pleosporaceae
Exons: 3
Coding region: 466-1527 (353 amino acids)
Biological process (GO): thiamine biosynthetic process
Source: RefSeq, a predicted model, not a curated record
CGCAAAGCUCCGCUCGCAGCCCUCGAAUUGUCCAGUCGCAAUCAAGUGAAAAGAUGGAAAGUCCAAUAGUAGUGGCAGAGAGAGAGAGAGAGAGAGAGAGAGAGAGAUGUUUUUGCUUGCAGAACAUCACACAGGUACCUAUCUCACACCAAGAAAGAAAGAAAGAAAGAAAGAAAAAAAAAGAAAAUCACGCAUCACGAAAAAAAGCAUGGGCGGGUGUCCAAGUUCCCCCAAAUUGCGUAACUUUGCUACUUACUACUCAAGUCCACAUGGACGGGGAGGGGAGCAUACGCAAAUGGGGGGACUUGGUCUGAGAUUAUACCGUUGAAACUUGAUCUGGAUAAUUCCAGCGCGAAGGACUUGUGCUGCUUCAUGAUGAUAUCCCCACUCCCUUUUUUCUCUCUCUUAGAUCCCCCCCCCCUCUCCGGGGGACGUUGGGUGUGCUGACGAGCAUAGUGAAGCAACAUGUCGACGGACAAGAUUACGUUCCUGACCAACUGGCACGCUACGCCAUACCAUGCGCCGCUGUACCUUGCACAGAGCAAGGGAUACUUCAAAGAAGAGGGGAUUAAAGUUGCGCUGCUUGAACCCAACGAUCCAAGCGAUGUUACCGAGAUCAUUGGAUCGGGAAAAGUCGAUCUCGGCUUCAAAGCCAUGAUCCACACGCUCGCAGCGGCCGCCCGCGGCUUUCCCGUGCAGUCCAUCGGAUCGCUGCUCAACGAGCCGUUUACAGGCGUCGUGUACCUUCGCAGCUCGGGCAUCACGCCGGACUUUACGACGCUCAAGGGCAAGAAGAUUGGAUAUGUGGGUGAAUUCGGCAAGAUCCAGCUUGAUGAGCUGACGGCCCACUACGGCAUGUCGCCCGACGACUACCAAGCCGUGCGCGUGGGCAUGAACGUGACGCAGUCCAUCAUCAAGGGCGAGAUUGACGCUGGCAUUGGGCUGGAGAAUGUGCAAAUGGUGGAGCUGGAAGAGUGGCUGGUAUCGCAGAACCGGUCGCGCGACCAGGUCCAGAUGCUGAGAAUCGACGAGCUGGCCCAGCUGGGAUGCUGCUGCUUCUGCAGCAUCCUGUACAUUGGCAACAAUGCGUUUAUCGAGAACAACCCAGACAAAGUCCGCGCGUUCCUGCGCGCCUGCAAGCGCGCAACAGACUUUGUGCUGGCGUCGCCUGAUGAAGCGUGGGCCGAGUUCUGCAGCGUCAAGUCUGUCAUGAACACGGCGACGAACCGCAAGAUUUUCGAACGCAGCUUUGCCUACUUUAGCCCCGAUCUGCAAAAUGUCCAGCGCGACUGGGACAAGGUGACGCGGUACGGAAAGCGGCUCGGUGUGCUCGACGAGACGUUUACGCCAAAUUACACAAACGAGUUUUUGGAUUGGCGUCUUGAGGCCGAGGCUGAGGAUCCGGCUGGCGAUCAGAAGAGGAUGCUUGUUCUGCAGGAGGGAGUCAAGCAGAAUGGAGGAUUUAAGCGUCUGGAGAGUAUGGCUGGAAAGACGGUUAUUGGGGCUGCUGCUCCUGCAUCUGCCUAGGCGGGUGUUGGUCUGUAUGGUUCAAUUGCGCUUCACUCUUUUGCGCCGCCUUGGACGUUAAGACCGCUACUACAGUUGUCAGUUAUGAAGUACUCGUUCGUUACUGAGUCAGUUAUAAAAGUACUCGCUCGUUACUGAGUCAGUUCUAAACUUAUUCGCUCGUU